Messenger RNA from Rhipicephalus microplus (southern cattle tick), 1736 nucleotides. RefSeq names its product adenosine 5'-monophosphoramidase HINT3. Gene Ontology annotation, molecular function: catalytic activity. Lineage: Eukaryota; Metazoa; Arthropoda; Arachnida; Ixodida; Ixodidae. The record is from RefSeq and is a predicted model, not a curated record.
CGUAUGUGCCCAUUAAAAAAAGACUAAAAGCAUCAUCAUCAUCACGUUGUGACGUCGUCUGCAAAAUUAGUUUCUUCACACGAGAAGGCUUGUAGCAGUACGUUCACCUUUGUUUCGUUCUCUUUCCUGCUGCGGUACCAGCUGCUUCUGCCUAUAAUCGCCUUACUCAUCAGCCAUGACCUCUCCGUGAACACCGAGUCUGGUGAGCUUCGCAGAAUUAGUUCAAGCAGCCGACUCGAGUGCCGGUUUUCGCAUGACUUCGAUGUAAACAUGGGAGCCUUUUGGGGUAGAACGGCUGAAAGCGAGGACACUUGCAUAUUCUGCAAAAUUGCUGCGGGCAAGGAGCCGAAGACAACUCUUCUCUACCAGGACGAAGACUAUGUCGUCUUCUCGGACAUUCACCCGGCAUCGACACAUCACUACCUCAUUGUUCCCAAGAAGCAUGUGAAAGAUACGAAAUCGCUAUCGCGCACCGAUAUUCCUUUAGUAAAUCAUCUUGUUGAGAUUGGGAAGCAAGUGCUGGAACAGUGUGGUGGAAGCAUGGAUUCCUGCAGCUAUGAAUUGUCUCGUAGGAUGGGCUUUCACUGGCCUCCCUUCACGAGCAUCUCCCACCUGCACCUGCACGUGAUUGCCCCCGUGGCAGAUAUGUCCAUGCUGGCCCGUCUCGUCUUCUGGCCUCGAACACCAUGGUUCAGUCUGGUGGAGGACACCAUCAGCUACUUGGAGCAGUUGCAACCACCGGCCUCUUCUUGAAGCACUACCUAAUAGUAUUGUCACCUUGGGGACCAUUUCUUCCCAUCUUGUAUCUCGUUGCUCGUCUGCAUUCCAUGUUUUUGGCUGCGAUCACCUUGUCCAUCGGCUACCAGGGGUGACUCUGUUACUGCUGAAGUUACAUUGAACAAAAAGUUCCAAAGAACAAUUGCGCUGUAUUGAAGAUGCAGUAUUAAGAACAGUGAGCUCAGAGAGGACUAACUUAAUGUAGCCGUUUGAGGUGACUGUGCCCUUUGGAAAAUGAACAAGUUUGUUGUUGCGGUAAUUGCAUGCUAUGCACAAUUGCAUGCACUUACUUGUUGCCUUUUUGUUAUCUUUCGGUACAUAUUUCUUAUGGCUAACCCCUGAAUUAACGUCAUAUGGCAUCCAGCCUGAAGUCGCUACUGUUGUUCAGCAGUACACACAACACACAGCCUGCAAUCUAAAGAGCUUACACAUUCUCAGAAAAAAAGGUUUCUGGAAAAGUGCCUGGGAAUAUUGUGUUCAUUAGACUGCGAGCAUUUAUUAAACAGCUGGAUUAAUGCAUAUUUUUCUAUGUAGACCAUCUAAAUAAAGCUGUCUGAUUAUAGCAAGACUUGUCACUGGCAUUGGAGGUCUGCAAUGUUCUCUCAGUAGUGCACUAUUUUUCAUCCUUCACACCACAACCGAAGUUGCCCACUGUGUCAAACAAAAAGUGUGGUUACCAUUACUGUGACAUUUUAUUUAAUUACAUGACUUGUUUUUGGCCAAUGUCUAGACCUUGUGUGACAGUACAUAUGUGGGCAUUUGGUCAUCGAAUGAAGGGGAGCAAAGUGUGCCUGCCCACCCCCCCAAAUGUGAAAGCAACAAGCUUCAUAUCGGAUGCAAAUGAAGUGGUCUCACAAAAGCCAGCUUUUUUGGGUAAAGGUACGGCAUAAGCAGUUUCUUGAAUGUAACAUCAUGGGUCCUUGGUCGUCAUUAUAUAUAAUAAAAAAAACAUGCAUAUC